Trichoderma virens Gv29-8 is the source of this 648-nucleotide messenger RNA. RefSeq lists its product as uncharacterized. Gene Ontology annotation, molecular function: transmembrane transporter activity. The coding region runs from base 1 to 648 and encodes 215 amino acids. The transcript has 3 exons. NCBI's taxonomy places the organism in Eukaryota, Fungi, Ascomycota, Sordariomycetes, Hypocreales, Hypocreaceae. Gene Ontology annotation, biological process: transmembrane transport. The record is from RefSeq and is a predicted model, not a curated record.
AUGACUCAGAUAUCGACAGCGGAAGUCUCCGACUUAUCCUCUAUUCCUCAGUUCAAGAAGGGUACAACAAAUGCAGAAUCGCCCGAAUCGAAACUAUAUCAGAGCCAAUCAGCCUUAUACACCACUGCCCUAUUAUACGGGCUUGAUACCACUAUCGCGGCCGAUGUCCAAAGCGCGGUGAUUGAGGCAUUCGAAGACAUUACACAACUCGCAUGGCUUGGUGCUGGGUUUGCUCUGGGCUCCGUGGCAGUCAUCUUACCAUAUGGAGCACUGUACAGCAAGUUCUCUUUGAAGUAUCUCUACAUCGGAGGGAUAACCGUAUUCGAGCUUGGUUCUGUACUAUGCGGCGUUGCACCUUCCAUGAGUGCGCUCAUCGUCGGGCGUGUCAUCGCUGGAAUGGAUGGGAUGGGAAUGAGUACUGGUGGUCAAGGUUUCUCAGAUGAGCAGAUUCGCGCCGUUAUUGCCGGAGCCCAGAGUGCACUAUUCGAACAGCUGAAUGACAAUAUGAAGCUGAAUGUCAUUCUUGCAAUCAUGGGAGGUAUGCAGGCUCCGUUCAUCUUGGUUAUUAUGGCUGGAGCGGUGAUUAUGGUUUCCACUGCUGCGAUAAAGAGGGAGAAGCUGUUUGGAGAAAUUGUGGUCGUUGGAUAG